This is a messenger RNA of Ipomoea triloba (trilobed morning glory), 1364 nucleotides long. RefSeq names its product ribosome-recycling factor. The record is from RefSeq and is a predicted model, not a curated record. Bases 137 to 991 code for a protein of 284 amino acids. Gene Ontology annotation, cellular component: mitochondrion. Gene Ontology annotation, biological process: translation. Lineage: Eukaryota; Viridiplantae; Streptophyta; Magnoliopsida; Solanales; Convolvulaceae. Gene Ontology annotation, molecular function: ribosomal large subunit binding. The transcript is spliced from 8 exons.
AUUCCUCACUUGGGUACAGUUGAAAGAGGGUUUUGAUUUUUAACCUUAAAAAACAAGAAGAAAAAAGAGGGUUUUGCAAAACCCUAGAAAACUAAUUCGGGACGAGGAAGAGGACCGUGAAUUGAGAGUUUCAACAAUGGCGAUGUCUAUGAGACGCGCACUAUUGUCCUACCGCAACCUCGCCGUGAUCCUCCGUACCACGACAUCUCAGACUCGCCAUCUCUCCUCUUUAGUCGGCGGCUCUUCAGCUAGUCUCCUCCGCCGCUCUGCCACUUCCGACGCGGGCCAUUACUUUCUGGCAAUGAAUUAUCUACUCGAAACUCGUAGAGGCUUCGCCAAAGGAAGAAAGAACAUAAAGGAAGAGGUAGACAGUGAUGAAGAUAAUGAGAGCACAACAGAGUCUGUGAAUGUUGGCCCUUCAAUUAAGGCUGCUGCCAUCUCACAAAUGGAGGCAGCAACAGAUUCGCUGUCUCGAGAAUUGGCAAAAUUACGAACGGGACGAGCAUCGGCAGGAAUGCUUGACCAUAUUAUUGUUGAAAGUGGUGGUGUAAAAACACCUCUUAGCAGGAUGGCUGCUGUUUCAGUCUUAGAUUCAAAAACACUGUCUGUUACUCCUUAUGAUCCAGAUACCUUGAAAGAAUUGGAGAAGGCUAUCGUUUCAUCUCCAUUGGGAUUAAAUCCUAAGGUGGAUAAUGAGAGGUUAAUUGCACCUAUACCUCCGCUAACAAAGGAACAUAUGCAGGCUGUGUGCAAGGUUGUAGCUAAAUCAUCUGAAGAUGUUAAACAAAGUGUAAGAAGAGCCCGCCAGAAGGCACUGGACACUUUAAAGAAAUAUACACCAAAAAAGAAGGACAAAGACAAGACAGGUUCAGCUUUCUCUGUAGAUGACGCAAAAAGAUUGGAAAAGGAAAUAGACGACUUGACUAAGAAGUAUAUAAAGUCUGCUGAAGAUAUGUGUAAAUCAAAGGAAAAGGAAAUAACAAGUGGCUGAAUCUUAAAAAGUUUUGAGUUGAAAGCAAUUGCACAAGGAGUCUAUUUUCUAAGGAUGUUAGAGUACUUGGAGCUUUGGGAAAAAAUUCUCCAAAUUAUUGUUUCUAUACUGGAUAUAUGCUGGAAACUAUUUUGUUAUCAGGACUUGAUAUCCCGAGGUUACUACAUUGGAGUUAUGCUGAAAAGAACUCAAUUAUAUGUUGUAUGGGGAGCAAGUGGCCUACUUCUCCAUUUUUGAUUGACGACUAGCCCAGAUUUAUAACUUGCUUUCUGCACACUGCCUUUCCUCAGAUUGCUACAAUUUGCCACUAGCAGAUAUAUUCUUUUUUUUCUUGAGUACUACUGACUCUGUUACAAUGUAGUAUCUGUUCAUA